Messenger RNA from Mucor velutinosus, 1197 nucleotides. RefSeq lists its product as uncharacterized. Gene Ontology annotation, molecular function: inositol-1,3,4,5,6-pentakisphosphate 2-kinase activity; ATP binding. Bases 1 to 1197 code for a protein of 398 amino acids. Gene Ontology annotation, cellular component: nucleus. Lineage: Eukaryota; Fungi; Mucoromycota; Mucoromycetes; Mucorales; Mucoraceae. Gene Ontology annotation, biological process: inositol phosphate biosynthetic process. The transcript is spliced from 4 exons. The record is from RefSeq and is a predicted model, not a curated record.
AUGAAAUUUCCCUCUUUGAACAAGGAACGUCAAGCGAAUGAUUGGAGCUAUGUUGGUGAGGGCAAUCAAAAUUUGGUAGUGAGAUACGUAGGCUCAGACAGGGCUUUUAUUGGGAAAGUAUUGCGUGUUAUCAAGAGCAAUGACAAGAACAAGCAUGUCAAUAGGCAAACGUUGCUGUUACAAAAAGAAUUUAUGGACAAAGUCGUUCGACCACUAUUAGGAAAAGAAUAUGUACUUGACCUGCAACCCGUUGCGACUGGUGAACAGUUCUUGGCUCAACUAGCAGCAAAUGUUCAAUCUGCUCGGCCAUCAUCACGUCUUGAAACCGAGAUAAUCACAGAUGCGCCAGUUUCAUUUAUAAUGACAGAUCUCACUCAAAUGUGGCCCGGUAAACCUACACUCACAUUUGAAUUAAAGCCUAAAUGGGGGUUCAAACCUUCCUGUGGCACUGUAACAGAGAUCAAACUACUCUACUGUCGCUUUUGUAUGCAUUCACAUCUGCGAGAUACAAAACCCAAUGGAUACUGCCCUAUGGAUCUCUACUCGGAAUCGACAUCAAUGGUACACAAAGCGCUGGAUGUACUGCUCAGAACAUCACCACAAGAAAAGACACUCAAAAUAUCGAUCAAUGGACAAAACAUUUCUUUAAUUGAAGCAGAUCCAGAUGCUGAAUACAAAAGAUUGUUGGGAAUAGCAUCUCAGCAAGCACUGCUUCUAGAGAUAUUGAAAGCUAUUGUGAUUCAAGACCCUAUUUUGCCCCUACUGAAAACGCUACAGGCUGAUUUAGACUCUUUGGAUGUAGAGAAUAUAUUGCCUUUGUACCAACAACAACAAGACAACAUAGAGGCAGACAUUGAUACAUUUGCAGAAGUAGUCGAGAAUUACAAAAAGCGGAUUCUACAUCCUGAUACCCCUACAACAGAUAUACAAAGAGUGCUUGAAUAUGUGCUAUCCAUGACAUUUAAGGAUUGCUCGAUUAUGAUUAAUGUAAUACCAGCAACAGCAGUAUCAAGGCACAAGUCUAUCACUCUCGACAAUGGGCUUAUGUUUCACUACGAUGUCAAAGUCAUUGACACAGACCUGAAAAAAUUGGAUAAAAUUCCGUAUUGGUAUGAACUAGAUCAAAACAUUGUGAAUUUUGCCCUUGAAACAAGAUUUUCGAAGGCAAGUGCUUGUUUUUCUAAUAAACGAUCAUGA